AUGGACCCCUGUGAUCGAGAAAUUGAUGGAGUCCUACGCCAACAUCUGGCCAAUCUUUCCUCAGUCAUUGACGAUAUUCAUCAAUUGGAAGAUUGCCUGAGUGAGUCACCCCCUUUGUGGUAUUCCAGAGGAAUGAAAUGCAUCUUUGGUGCUUCUAGAAGCACCAAAGAUGCAAAUCUACAAGCCCUUUUUCGCAUUUUCCUGGCUGAUAUGUUUGUCACAAUCUUAACUCGGGCAGUAUUUAUUGCGCUUUGCAUUUUUACUUUUGUCUUCAGUUAACACUUACGAAUCAUUCAGACCCGGACCCUUGGUCCAUUUAACAGUAUUGUGUUUUGAAUUUGUGUAGUAACAGCUUGCGAUGACCGCCGUGUCGCCGUUGCUUGUUCGAGAUCGUCGUUUGAUUUGUGGGUGGGUGUCCUAAACAGGAUUUUAUAGCGGUUUAUUCGAGCAGCGUAGUGGCACAAGGGGACCUCCUACUGCGAACGUCUGGUACCCGAGAAGUAUCGCCUUUUUUCCCAUUCGGGCUUAUAAAUACCCCCAAAUUGGCGAACUCCUCUUUACUUUUCAUAAUUUUCUACAAAAGACCGCUUCCUGCAUACAAUGAACAACGCUAAAACGGGAAUGUGCCACUGUGUAAUUUAAGAAUUGGCCUGAAUUCUUUCAGUCAUUAUACGCUAUGUCGACUUAGGUCAGCAGCAUCAGCCUUUAUCAUGACAGAAGAAUCUGUCAAACCACGCACCUUGCUACUUCUCUAGCCGGUUUUAGACAAGUACAUCCCCAAUAGAGGACAGAAGUUACAUUUUAAAUUUUGCACGGCCAGUACAGGCGCCAAAUUGACGUUCUAGAAAGCGACACCUUAUACUGUUUAUUAAAGGACUUGAUUCAGUAGCCACGCGUACUGGUUGGGUACAGGGCUGUAUAUGGAGGGAAAUUGCCUUUAAAACUUAUAGAAAGCGUCCUUUUACAUUCCUUAAGUUCUUACCAAAGAAAUUAUUUUUUUAUAUUUCAUUGUCCUGACCAGGUUGCUGAUUCUAAAGGCUUUUCAAUAAGGUCUUAGUUUUUAUUGUGCGUUUCCGGACAUAAUCGAUUCCAUGGAGAAGCAAGUUACUGCACACUUUCCUGAUAAGCAGUUGGAGUAUGUGCCGUGCUUUUUUGUCCUGUCCAGUUGGUAUCAACCUGCUACAGUAAUACGCGCAUACGCGCCGCCAUUACCGCGAACACACACACACACACACACGACAAUUCCACCGUCAUGCCCGACGAUGUCCACCGUGUGCUCCACAGUGAGGUAAGAGCAAGCACGGUGACUUGUGCGUGAGUUGGUUUACAGUGGUAGUAAACCUUCACAGCAAAUACCCCCUCCUCCUCCUCCUCCUCCUCCUCUCCAACCUGGGCCUGGCGUUAAGACAUAGUCAAGAAGACCGGAGGCAGGGGAGGACGCAGGUAGAUGACGCGGCCGAGCCCGCACCUUGGCGCUCCACUCCACAUCCCCUGAUCCACAACAAACACUUGACCAGCAACAAUAAAAUGGGAGGGGACGGCAGGGGUCCCAAUGUGCCCGACGUCUGCCGGCACCUGGGUCUAUUACCGCACCCGGAAAUGUUUUAAUUUGCUAUGGUCCAAAUUCUGAUAAUACCUGCCAGAAUCCGAUAUGGCCCCCGUGUUUGUCCAGCACAUCUACGGCGUGGCCCGUUUGGGGGGCACACCCAUGCUCUUGGAAAGGAAACAGCAGACCCAGCACGAACAAAUGAAGGUCCGACCGUCGUACCAGACAAGGUCAUCCGUGUGUCCUACACCAUGCUGACGCAGAGACGGUGACUUGCGCGUGAUUUAGUUUACAGUGGUAGUAGACUUGCGCUGCAUCUACAACACUCUCCUCCUCUCUCACCUGGGCUCGUUGUUGGGAUUGAAUCAAGAGGUCUGGAGAUGGAGGAGGACGCAGGUGACUGGCGCGGCUGGAGCCGCCCCAGGCGUGCCGCUACAUCCUGCGUGGAUCGCACUAGGCGAUAGUGCCAUAAAGGCCACAUUAAGGAGCCAUUGUAGCCUGACGCGCAGUCCGCCAGUCGGUCACUGCACACAAAAACACGUUACGUUCACUGCGUGGUCCGAGUUCCAUCGUCAACUGGCAACUUUCCAAACCUCAAUGUUUGCUGCACCGUGACAGUCUCAGGCUCGGAUCACACAUACAGCGGAGGAUUCACAUGGAGAUGAAACCGUGGAACAUGCCUUCUACUUGCGUGACAGGUGCCAAUCGCGUGCUUCCGUUAUGUGAUUUUGGGCGUGGUCAUUUGUGUUGUAGGUGUCGGGCCUUGAGGAUUGUGUGCGUAUUCCAUUUUCUGCUUUAGCAGACCAUAAACCUUACAGUAUUGUGUGAGCUGUCAGUUUUCUGGCACCUGAUUCCCUGCCGGUGGAUGCGUUUGUGCUCCGGCUGGGUAUACAGGUCGUGUGCGUAGUCAUCCGGUGAUAUGUGUCGUCCUCUUCUUUCUGGCCUACUUUUGUUGUUGGUUAAAAUCUAAGUUAAAUGUUCGUUGUAGAACAGGGGGUGUUGUUGUACGCCCAGGUGUGUGUUCGGCCGUGCCAGCCACUUGCAGCCUCUCCCGCCUCCGGUUUUUUUUGACUAUGUCUUGACACCGAGCUCAGGUAGGAGAGGAUGAGAGAGUACGGUGGGUGCUGUGCAAGUCCACUUCCUCUAUAAAGUAACUCGUUGUGCCUGCUCUCACCUUGCUGUGGAGCAGCCGAUGGACAUCAUCGGCUGUCAGAUGCGGGCGAGGAGAGAUGUGGUGAUAUGGUAUAGCCAGCGAUGUUCUACCGCAAGUUUUCAUUCAGGCGCAUUUGGCUCUAUAGGCGCAUGCGGUGAGUGAAUGUGCGUGGACAGCGCGGGCAGUUGAGGUAAGUGCGGUGGUUGUAUACUGGUGCUUCUGGCACCGGUUUGUCACUGUGCGAUAGACCCGCAAGUGAUCAACCAGGCCGGUGCGUGAUAUGUACGUGCGGUGGGAGUGAGGACAGGAGAAGUUCGGAGCUUUAUAAUCUGUUAGGGUGAUAGGGCCGCUAACCUUAGUCGUGUUGGUUGGACUUCCGGAGACAGCUGAGAUGGAAGUGAUAAAGCUUCCUGGCAUAGCUGGCAUAGACGGUCCAGGUCUCCGUUCCGUGCAGAAGUGUCGGCAAGAUAACGGCCUCGUACAUCUUCAUUCUGGUGUUAACACACGCAGUGCGAAAGGCUACGACCACUAAUUUUUCGGUCCACAUCCUCCCAGGACUGCGUGAGCCUCCAAAGCGGGCCACACAGUAGAUGCGCUGGACCAGCGCAGGGGCCAGAUCGAGGUCCGCCAGAUUUUAUUGGGAAUACGCACCCGUAACAAAUACCAGCAUUGAGAAUGUGGUGGCACACCCAGCCGCACACACACGCCGCGCCGGUUGGGAUCCAAGCCGCCCCCUUUUUUCUUGUGUAAAAUCCCAGUCGGUUGUACGUUGUGGCCCAGUGGGUGUGGUGGUACGCCUAAGUGCAGGUUCUCUCUCUGCCAGCCACCGGCGCCCUCUCCCGCCUCCGGCCUUCUUGACUCUCUCUUGACACCCGGCCCAGGUGGGAGGGGAGGAGAUAAUGCUGUAGAUGCGGCGCAAGUUUACCAUCACUGUAAAUUAAUUCACGCAGAAGUCAUGGUCCCUGCCCUCAUCCUGGUGUGGGGCAAACAGUGGACAUAAUCGGAGGCGAUGGUCGAACUGUCGUUAAGUGUCAGGAGUGUACGUACGGUGCCUUCUACAAUUAGACCAUCAGUGACGGUGACCGCCUAAGUGAAUGCUCAGAGUGUAUCGUGCCGUGAUGUGCCGCGGUCUCGUGUCUUAAGUUUUUCCUCAAUCUACUGCAGGCUAUUUUUGUAUCCUCAUCUUUGGUGUUCUAGGUCUAGCCAGAGUACGCCUGACAAAAUAGCAAAUUAAUUUUCCAUUUUAUUUCCUCAAAUCCUUUCUUUAUUAGCACGAAGUUUUCAAAGUAGUUGCUUUGUUUGUCGUGGGAUCAUCCCUUACGACAUGAACGAAAGUCUAGGAGGUGUUGAGCCAAACGCCUGAGUAAUACUGAUUUCUUCAGUUUAUGGUUUUUUGUAGAAAUACGUCCCGGCAAAAUAAUCGCCACUAACCAUAAUUUCCAGCUUUUCCUCUUAAAUUGACUUAGGACAUCAAACGAAAAGGAAUGAAUCAGUACCGCCCAGCUAAUAAUUUCUUCCCGAGAUCGCUGUACUCAUAUGCUCUUACGUCUUUGCUUUCAUGAGAUGGACUUUGUGAAUACUACAGCCGACCGGAACGCAAUGAGUAACCUUGGUGCCUCCAAGCCCGAAUAAGGUGUUUUGAAAAUGACAGGGCUUAACUAUAAUGAAGAAGAGAAGUCGAGCACCGGAACACUUUGUUUAUUGUCCUGAGCUUUCAGACUUGUACUGGAGUCCAUCGUCAGAGGUAGUAGCAGUAACAGAACAAGCGACAGUUAUAAGGCGUGUAGGUCAAUCAUCGACCGACGGCGCAAGACUGGAGGUGACCACGCAGGGCUCUGUACGUCGGCGCCGGAUCGAUAAAUCGAUUGACCGAGUUCUCAUCCCUAGGCCCAGGCUUCAAUCAAUUCUCGCCCUGUUUUGUUUCCGGCAUGGGCGACUAUUUUGGUGGUUCCGAAGUUAAACUCGUGGCCCAUUUCGUAGGUGUGGGAGGUCACUUGUGAUAAUCCGUCGCCUCGUCGCACAGCCAGCUUAUGUUCGUGUAUGCGCGAUCCUAGCAUGCGCCCAGUCUGUCCUGUGUAGUUACAAGGAUAAUUUUGACAGAGAAUGCUUAAGUAUAUUUUGUUUUAGUGAAAGCUAUCAGGCGUCUCUUAAAAGUUCUAGAAAAAAAGACCUUUUUGUGCCCGCGUGUUCUAGGUCUUGUCUUGUCUCAUGCUGUGUAGGAUCAGGACGAAUCUUCCUGGCAAAAACGCGUUGCAAUUCAUCCACAGCCGGUGCCUCCAUUUCUCAGAUUUCCUACAACCGGGCUGAUAUGUCGACCAGGGGUGCAACCACAAGAGUUGACUGCACGGACUCAAAAAAUACCAACGUACGUAUUCUUGGUUGUGUUUUCAAUGUGCUUUCCCAGCCUUUCGUUGUCCUUAAACCGAUUGCCACAAAUGUCCUUUUCAACAGAACGUUUUCAUUAUGUAGACACCAACAUUUGAACUACUGGACGAGUUAGCGCCGUUAAAUAUGGAGGUGGCCACCAACCAAAGCGCCUCAGUUAGCGAACGCUCGAUGGAUCCCAUCCACUGGUUCUCCGGAGUCCUUGUUCCACCGUCCCUACGACACGCUCAGUCCUGUUUCCGUCGGAGUCUUCGUCUAGUUGUAGAUUUGGCGACGAAGCGGGCGGCUUUGAUUGAAUCCACCGAACGCCUCAAUAAUCUCAUCCAGCAACGGGAGUCCAUGGAGUCGGCCGUGGCGGUCGGCGUGACGCCAGUGGAGGGGUAG
Molecule: messenger RNA, 5468 nt
Organism: Spirometra erinaceieuropaei
Lineage: Eukaryota; Metazoa; Platyhelminthes; Cestoda; Diphyllobothriidea; Diphyllobothriidae
Source: the annotation of a GenBank genome assembly